This is a messenger RNA of Malus domestica (apple), 942 nucleotides long. RefSeq lists its product as uncharacterized. The record is from RefSeq and is a predicted model, not a curated record. Lineage: Eukaryota; Viridiplantae; Streptophyta; Magnoliopsida; Rosales; Rosaceae.
CUCGGUAUCCAUCUGACUCUAUAAGUAAUAUCCAGCAGCAGUUAGUUCAGGUAAAAAAAUCGCUUACUGCAAAUUAGUAAGAUAAACUGAAACUUCAUUUGUCUGGUUUCUCUGCAUAAGAUCAUGGCUUUCAGAUCAAUGAACCACUGGAAACAAAUGUCGACCGGCUUACGCCGAUACGCAACCGCGACCUCUCCGAAGAUGAAACCCUACGCCCCGGCUGCCGGUGCCACCGAAAAUCCCCAACAGAGCUACUUCAAAAGGUUCAUGAGGGGCGACUUUGUGCCGGUCUACGUUGCUGUCGGGAUGAUAGCGCUGUCGGUGGCGCUGGGGCUCCACACCGCCAAGCAGCACCUGAGGUACAACCCCCACGUCUACGUGAAGAAGAACCGGAGAGAGACGCUGCCGGAGGUGGUGGAGCCGGAGCGCGUGGUGGAGGAGUCUGACAAGUUCAUUCAAAAUUCGUUUUUCAGGAAGGUGGCGCAUGUUCAGGAGUUUGACGACUACAAUCACGCCGUUAAGGAUCCGAUCCGGAAAGAUGUUUUCGCUCACAAAGCCGAACCGCCCCGUUCGAAAACCGUGACCCUCAAGGACGUCGGAGUAGACCCUAUCCGUGCCCAACCCGAAGCUUAGUUAGUUCUGCUCUUCGUUUUUUUUUAUUUUUUCCGCUCUCGGGUUUUUCACUUGCUUGAAUUUCUUGUAUUUAUCUUUUUAGCUUAUGGCUUUAGUGACGGAUGAUGGUUUGUUGCUGUAACUUUUAACAAAGUAUAUACUAGGUAUUGUAAUCUUACAAGUUACAACUGUACUGCAACUUUACUAAGACGUGGACAAGACUUGAUCUGAUCUGUUCAUGUGACUGUCAGACAACGAGAAUCGUAAAAUAGUGUUUGGUGUGAUGUACAACAAAUUUUUUUAUUUCAAAUAGUGUUUAAUGUAAACAAA